CUGACACAGCAACAAGAACAACAACAACACCAAAAACAGCAGCAGCAGCCGCCGAGACAAUCGAAAAUUGCGCGCCAAAAAGCAGAAGCGAAACAAAAGGAUUUAUAAAACAUACACACACUAAAAUACCAAUACAGACGCAAGCAGCUGAGAGCAUUCGAUACAACAACAACAACAACAACAGCAGGAGCAGCAACAACAACAACAACAUAGAGCAACGAAAUCAAAACAGAAGCUGGCAAAGACGCAGUCUACAAAAAUUCCAGUUUCAUCUGACGACCGCUUAACUCACCACUGCACAAAAAGGACGCCCAGAAGGCGACGACACUUGAAGCAUUUGGCUGUGUGAUACGGCAGCGCGAACGCAUUGCUUGGCUGAGAACGUAACUGGCACCAUGAUGUCCAUGUCCAGUUCGCCGCCAGCGACGCCCACGGGUGUCCAGACCGAUGCCGAGGGUCUCAUAUUGCCAAAGAAGCUGAUCAAUCCCUGCAUUGAGAAUACCGAUCGCAAGGAGCUGCAUCGCGAGCUCAAGUUCAAUGCGCGCAUUGGCAAGAGUGUGCUCAACCAGAAGACGGAACUGCAGCGCGCCUACGAGAAGCAAAAGGAGCGUCAUGCGGCGGCGGCGGCGGCGGCGGCAAUCGAACAGCAUUCGCCCGAAGCGGAGCUGGCCGGUCUCCAGGGCGAGCUGGGACGCGUGAUCAUGGAGCGUGCCCAGAAGCAUGGCGCGGCGGCACAGAAACAGAAUGCCGAGGAUGCCGAGGAGCGGCAAUAUGUCAAUCCCGAGUAUCUAAAUGUGCGCGCCAAGCUGCGCACGGCGCAUGCGCCCAACUAAAACAAUUAAAAGCAAAAAAACAAAUCUGUAAUCUUUGAAAAUCUAAUCUUUAGUUGUGACCCAACCAAAUUUCUGUUUAAUUAACUCGAAAGUUUUAUGUGUGUGUUACCCAUCAAA
Messenger RNA from Drosophila montana, 950 nucleotides. Its product is annotated as protein FAM107B. The coding region runs from base 396 to 833 and encodes 145 amino acids. The record is from RefSeq and is a predicted model, not a curated record. NCBI's taxonomy places the organism in Eukaryota, Metazoa, Arthropoda, Insecta, Diptera, Drosophilidae. The transcript has 3 exons.